Bombus impatiens (common eastern bumble bee) is the source of this 1625-nucleotide messenger RNA. Its product is annotated as polycomb group protein Pc. The coding region runs from base 273 to 1544 and encodes 423 amino acids. The record is from RefSeq and is a predicted model, not a curated record. NCBI's taxonomy places the organism in Eukaryota, Metazoa, Arthropoda, Insecta, Hymenoptera, Apidae. The transcript is spliced from 5 exons.
AGCAGCCACUCUAAUCACCAGUCGGUCGACUCAGUCCCGAUCAGUGCGAAAAACAUCGAGCAAUGCCGAGUCUUCUCGUAUACGAGACAACACGUGUUUAUUGUGUUUACACGGUGUGUCAUCUCGAUUAAAUUAGAGCAUCGUGGUCAGAUUACGGCAUAGGUACAUAUGGUGUUACGUUACUCAGUGUGGUUUUUUAGUGACACCCUCCACUCUCUUAUUGGAUAUAUUAACAGCUUUUAUUACGGAUCUAACGAACAAGGAUUAAAAACAUGGAUCUAGGUGACAGAGUUUACGCCGCGGAACGGAUUAUAAAGAAGAGGGAAAAGCGGGGCAAAGUAGAGUACUUCGUAAAAUGGAAAGGAUGGAGCAAAAAACACAACACAUGGGAACCCGAAGAAAACAUUUUAGACGUCAGGUUAAUUGAAUUAUACGAAGAAAGUCAAAAAGGUGGAGAUGUGACUGCAAGGAGACCUAGGCGGAGGGAUACUAGAUAUAACGAACACGUUUUGGCUAACUUGGUCGUCGAGGAAGAGCCCGGCGGAGACGAGAGAGUUGGAGAAGAUAGUCAAGACGAAUCAACUAUCGGUAGCACCUCCGCGCCUCGCCUAAAUCCCGUUGCACCUGACGAAGAUACGCUUCCGAGUUCCGUCGAUGGGCACGAAUCGCCAACAGCCCCAGAAUUAUCUGCAUCCGCGUUCAGUGUUGAUUCAGAUUGUUCCAAUAGUAGUAUAGACAGUCCUCUACUGCCUAGGAGAGAACCGACUGGUACGAAAAGAAAGGCCGAGGUUCUCAGCAAAGAAUCGGGAAAAAUUGGUGUUACCAUUACUACGAGCAGUCCAAGCAGUGGUAGUGGAAGUCCUCCUCCAAACAAAAUACCUCGACUAUUGCCCCUGAAGAGUAAUCCAACGUCUCCCUCUUAUCACAGUCACAAGGUAAACGGCAGGAGGCCGUCAUCGUCAAGCGUGAAGUCGACACCGGAGGAACCGCUGCCAGCGGUGCCGACGACACCAGCUCCAGCGGUGCAAGAGAAAAAGCGUGCCGAAGCUGACGUGCCUCACGGUCCUCCACCCUCGCUGCCGCGUGCACCGCCAGCACCUCUCUCCCCUCAGAUAGACACGCCUUUGGAACAGCCUACCAAAAAGAGGCACUUGUCUGAGCAAAAACAAGAGAAGUCGAACGGAGCUGUGACAGUAGACGCGAACGGUCACAAGUCACCUAGCCCUACGGAUUCAUAUACAAACAACAACAGGUUACCGACCGUCGUCAAUGGGCAUCAUAGUCAUAACAAUAGCAACAAUCAUAACAACAGUAAUAGCAACAAUAGCAAUACAUCGAGCGUAAAGCAAACGGAAAUCUCGAAGACCGACAUGUAUGUCCCUCUUUCAAGUCCUGGUACGGACUACUGGCACGCGCGGAAUCCAGUUGCCGAUCAGGUGUUCAUUACAGACGUGACGGUAAAUUUGAAGACCGUUACCAUCAGGGAGUGCAAGACUGAAAAAGGAUUCUUCCGGGAAAGGGAUCCAAAGAGCGAUAUCUAUUAACGAUCUUUAAAUAAGGACGCUUUAACGCGAAUUUCUAAUACUGAACCAGCUUGUAAAUAUAAAUUAUUUUCACACGUUGAA